AUUCUGCAAACCUGCUUCCACAAUGGGUAAUGAGGAACUGUGGGUGCAGCCAGCCUUGGAGAUGCCGAAAAGACGGGACAUCCUUGCGAUCGUCCUCAUCGUGCUGCCCUGGACGCUGCUCAUCACCGUCUGGCACCAGAGCACCCUCGCUCCUCUGCUUGCUGUGCACAAGGAUGAGGGCAGUGAUCUUCGACGUGAGGCACCGCCUGGUGCGGACCCCAGGGAGUACUGUAUGUCAGACCGCGACAUCGUGGAGGUGGUGCGCACAGAGUACGUUUACACCCGGCCGCCUCCGUGGUCUGACACACUGCCCACCAUCCACGUGGUGACGCCCACCUACAGCCGCCCAGUGCAGAAGGCCGAGCUGACACGCAUGGCCAACACGCUGCUGCACGUGCCCAACUUGCACUGGCUGGUGGUGGAGGAUGCGCCACGCCGGACCCCGCUCACAGCGCGCCUGCUGCGGGACACCGGCCUCAACUACACUCACCUGCACGUGGAGACGCCCCGCAACUACAAGCUGCGAGGCGAUGCCCGCGAUCCGCGCAUCCCCCGGGGCACCAUGCAACGCAACCUGGCCCUGCGCUGGCUGCGAGAGACCUUCCCACGGAACUCCACCCAGCCGGGCGUGGUGUACUUUGCAGAUGAUGACAACACCUACAGUCUGGAGCUUUUUGAGGAGAUGCGCAGCACCAGGAGGGUAUCCGUGUGGCCUGUGGCCUUUGUGGGUGGCCUUCGGUAUGAGGCCCCACGGGUGAAUGGGGCAGGGAAAGUGGUUGGCUGGAAGACAGUGUUCGACCCCCACCGACCAUUUGCAAUAGACAUGGCUGGCUUUGCUGUCAACCUGCGGCUCAUCCUGCAGCGAAGCCAGGCAUACUUCAAGCUGCGUGGAGUAAAGGGGGGCUACCAGGAAAGCAGCCUCCUUCGAGAACUUGUCACCCUCAAUGACCUGGAACCCAAGGCAGCCAACUGCACCAAGAUCCUGGUCUGGCACACCCGGACAGAGAAGCCAGUGCUGGUGAAUGAGGGGAAGAAGGGCUUCACUGACCCCUCGGUGGAGAUCUGAGCCUCUGGAUGCAGG
Molecule: messenger RNA, 1081 nt
Organism: Dipodomys ordii (Ord's kangaroo rat)
Lineage: Eukaryota; Metazoa; Chordata; Mammalia; Rodentia; Heteromyidae
Gene: B3gat1
Product: beta-1,3-glucuronyltransferase 1
Exons: 5
Coding region: 23-1066 (347 amino acids)
Biological process (GO): chondroitin sulfate proteoglycan biosynthetic process; carbohydrate metabolic process
Cellular component (GO): Golgi membrane
Molecular function (GO): galactosylgalactosylxylosylprotein 3-beta-glucuronosyltransferase activity
Source: RefSeq, a predicted model, not a curated record